AUGCUCUGUGGAUUCGCUGGCUGCCUUGUUAUCGGACGGGCAACGUCGAUGGGCAUGGUGAUUGGCGGGUUCUGCCUCUUGGGUAUGUCAUUUGGCAGUCAAUCUCUACUCUUCGCCGUUGUCUCGGAGGUAUUACCACGAAAGCAUCGGCCAACUGCACAGGCUACAGUGAAUUUGACCGCGGGACUGGGAGCCGUGGCUGGCCUGUUAAUGGGUGGCGCACUGCUCCGCUACAACAACCUUGAGAAUUACAGAGUUUACUGGUAUGUUGUCGCCGGAAUUUUCAUGGUGUCUUUGGUACUCUGCCUCUGCUUUUACAACCCUCCUCCUCGAGAGGCUCAAAUAGCAUUGAGCACUGGUGAGAAACUUCGGCGACUCGACUGGAUUGGUAUUGGCACGUUUGCGCCUGGACUGACCCUACUCUGUGUUGGUCUCGCUUGGUCACAAAACCCAUAUACAUGGUCUGAUGCUCACAUUCUUGCACCCUUCAUCGUUGGGAUAUUGCUCCUUGUUGCCUUUAUCCUCUAUGAAUGGCGCUGGAAGAGCGACGGCAUGCUCCAUCACGGCCUCUUUAAAAGACGGAACUUCCCAAUUUCUCUCGCCAUUGCAUUUGCAGAGGGUCUUUCUUUCUUUACCUGCAACAAUUACUACCCGUUUGAGACCGGCCUACUCACUGGGGGCUCACUAUGGACCGUGGCCCUCCAUUUCACAAUCUUGUUCUUUGCGUCCGUCGCCUUUGCUCCACUGGCGGGACUAUGGUCGUCAACCAGAAAAGUCGUUCGAUACCCUCUUUUCGUCGGCGUCUCAUCUCUAGUUGUCUUCAACAUUCUUAUGGCAACGAUUGCCCCUAAUACCACCCUCACAGUCCUUUGGGGAUACCCCGUAUUUGCCGGUCUCGGACUUGGAAUGAUCUUACCCAUUGUCAUGGUGGCCGCUCAACUGGAUACACCACCUGAGUUAAUCUCCAUCACAUCCGGUCUGAUGACUUCUAUCAGAUCAUUCGGGGCCGCUAUUGGACUUGCAAUCAACAAUGCAAUCAUUCAUAACUCCCUUUCAAAGCAUCUGGCCCCGAAGAUUGCGGAAGCCGUACUACCUUUGGGAUUCCCACAAGCUGAGCUAUCUGCCCUCAUUGGUGCCCUUGCAUCAGGAAGUUCCAGUGCUGUGGAAUCUAUUCCAGGUGUCACACCAGCUAUAGCUAUGGCGGCAGCCACGGCAUUGAAAGACGCAUACAGCAUUGCGUUUCGCAAUGCCUGGAUCACAGCUGCGUGUUUUGUUUUUGUGGCAGCUAUCGCUACCUUGUUCCUGAUCAAUCCAUCAAAGGAUUUCAAUGCCCAUAUCGAUGCUCCUGCCGAAGAGACAGCACUUCAAACUCGAGCUGAGAUUGAAGCAGAGCUGGAUCAUGACAAGGAGGCUUCGCAACACGCACACCACGAGACGGUUGACCAGUGA
This is a messenger RNA of Penicillium odoratum, 1449 nucleotides long. RefSeq lists its product as uncharacterized. Lineage: Eukaryota; Fungi; Ascomycota; Eurotiomycetes; Eurotiales; Aspergillaceae. The coding region runs from base 1 to 1449 and encodes 482 amino acids. The record is from RefSeq and is a predicted model, not a curated record. Gene Ontology annotation, biological process: transmembrane transport. Gene Ontology annotation, molecular function: transmembrane transporter activity. The transcript has 2 exons.